AUGCAAGUCCCAGCAUUACUCUUAGUAUCGACUUGGUUCAGCUUCACAUUUGUUUUCUCUGCUUUCUCAUUUCUCCAUCUGAGAAGCUUACUGCCGAACUACAAACGUGCCGAACACAUCGACUUCUUCCCGUUCCCAGCCAAUAAAUCUUCACUCUCUGGCAAAUUCACCCAAGUAUCACAGAGGUCGAACCCAAGAAGUGAUGACGAAGCAAAACUGCUUGCGAACGCACAAACGAACCUAAUCGACGGUUACGAAUACAACAUCGCGCAUACUCAGUGGCUGGGCAAAGAUUGGAACACUGCAGGAAGUGAGGACCCCUACUUUUAUGACUACCGCGGAUUUAUUAGCGACAAUUUCGCCCGUCUUGAUCGGCUAAUCCACGGCAUCUCUGAGGCAAAGGAGUCUAUCUACUGGUACUGCAACGACGUAGGGCAUCAGUGUACGGAUACCACAUAUGCGUAUUCAUGGGAUGGUCCUGAAAAUCGCCAUCACACCGUUUUCUGUCCGGCUUUCCAUAAACGUCCAACACUCGCGGAUCAAAUCACUAAACAUGCAAAUGAUGUAGACGAGCAGAAAGUUAUAGAGAACUUUCAGUUAAGCCGUGGCCAGAUUAUGUUUCAUGAGAUAUGGCACUAUGGGUUUGUAUCGUAUCCUCGUGCCGGCGACUACGCAUAUCUGGCGGAGGAGGUGUGGGCUUUGUCUCAUGUUGAUAAGGGUACGCUGUGGGCGUAUAUAAAUGCUGAUUCGUACGCUCUAGAUGCUGUUGCUAUCUAUGUACAUCAGCAUUACAAUAGUAGUAUGCCACCGGUACCUUUUGACGUGCUUCGUGGUAUCGACAGCGCUGCCACUGCUGGUAUGACUCCGCCACAGAAAGAAAACGCAGAAGCAAAGACCUUAGCAGAUAAAUCACCACCUGGCUGGGUGACACCGAAUCCUUCCAUCUGGUUGGAACUCGACAGCGAGAAUCCAGCAGCGCCUCCUAAGCUAGACAGGAAUGUCUGUCAUGGAAUCAGCGGCGAGUAUUGGGCAAAGGACCGUGACGUCGUAAUCCAGAACUCGCGAGAAUUUUGUAAACAGACGGAAUCGACAAAAGAGUAUAAUAACAAUACCGUCGAUUACCUAGAACUGACCGCGAAGAAGCUCGGCGACCCCUCAAAAACCCCCAAAGACGAUCCAGGAUGUGCAGCGCGCUUUCAGCUGACUGUCAUUGAUGGUUGUGAUGGCGGAGACGUGGUCAACAACCCUCAAAACCACAAAUACGGGGGAACAUUCACGGCAGGCGAUAAAUGGGAGUACAGUAUGACGCCAAAGGUGAGGCAGCUUACUGCUGUUGACUGUACCAUUCAUUUUGACGGGAAGGGAGAUCGUUUCGAGAUCCGCGGUAGGAAUUUUCCUUCUGGCAAGCUGGGCCUGAACGGCGAGGGGCUUCGGAAACAGAUGGGAAGUUGUAAGGGUUUGUUUGGAUGGAAGUUUGAUUGGACGCCUGAUGAUUGCUGCUGGGAAUGGUACGCGAGAGGAUGGAUGAUUGUCCAAGUAAAGCAGUGUCCUAGCCACGCAGUUAGAACCGCUGGUGCGCCUUCAGAUGCAAAUUGCCGACGCUACGGUAUUGGCGGUAAGGCAAAACUGAUUAAAGGCAAUGAUAGUGCAAGUGUCGACGACGUGGCCUAG
This is a messenger RNA of Glarea lozoyensis ATCC 20868, 1671 nucleotides long. RefSeq names its product Metalloproteases (zincins), catalytic. NCBI's taxonomy places the organism in Eukaryota, Fungi, Ascomycota, Leotiomycetes, Helotiales, Helotiaceae. The transcript is spliced from 2 exons. Bases 1 to 1671 code for a protein of 556 amino acids. Gene Ontology annotation, molecular function: metallopeptidase activity. The record is from RefSeq and is a predicted model, not a curated record.